Drosophila elegans is the source of this 1514-nucleotide messenger RNA. RefSeq lists its product as uncharacterized. Bases 1 to 1368 code for a protein of 455 amino acids. NCBI's taxonomy places the organism in Eukaryota, Metazoa, Arthropoda, Insecta, Diptera, Drosophilidae. The transcript is spliced from 3 exons. The record is from RefSeq and is a predicted model, not a curated record.
AUGUAUCUAGCUUCCAUCUCUAACGCGAUCCUUAAGAUCAGUUGCUAUGCAACCCUGUGUUUUGAAAACAGUAGCGUCGCGUAUGAAUUUACUUGGUUCUCCUUGUGUUUUAAUAGUAAAAAAUGUUUGCAUUUAUUUGUUUUUGACAAUGUUAACAUUUCGUUUUCCAUCACUUCGUUUUAUGAGGACGAUUUUGUUCAAACACUUGCAUUUGUGUUACCCAUCCAAAUCUUAAACAUGCAACCCCAAUCCGCACCCCCAAAGGAAUUGAACUUCAAGAUCCAGCUGCUUUCCGGCAAGAAUGUUGCCUUGGUGGAUUGUCCGGGCUACGAGAGCGAACUGUUCAUGCCUCAAAUCGUUGGUGGACGGAUCACCUUCCAAAACAUCCUCCCAGAUCGAAGGUGUUGUGCCGAGAGCAAAAUGCUAUCGGAUCACUUGCAGGGGGACUGGGCCACGAGGACUAGGACGGUGAAGAGCCCCCUGCGGCGCUCCUUUCCCGAAGUUAUCUCUUCAACGCCGCUGGCCAAAAGCACUCCGUCGAGUACGUCCUCGCUAAGAUCUCGGCCUGACAAGGAGAACGUCCUUCCCUCCGACCUGACGCCACAAGGACAACGAGCCUUUCAGCGGACUUCCCUGUCUGAGAUAGCAAUGGAUGUGGAUCUCUGCCAGGAGCAGAUCAACACGAGCCUGUGCCUACCUUCUCCCGUACCUCAGCCACCAGCUAAAAUCGCCUCCGUGUCCCAAAAUUUUGCCAGCUACAACCAGGUCACUGUUUCACCACAGGUAACGGUACCGGUACCGGCAAUCCACAAAUACACUCCCAAGUUGGCGCCCAUACGGACAUACACUCGCAAAAAGGCGGGCACUGUCAGCAAAGCAAAGCCGGCACCACCCACUUGGUCACCUCUCCAAAAGAAGAAGACGAACUCGGCGGUAUCCUCCACCAAGGUACCCAAUCCCACCAUGAAGCUGGAGGUGCGCAAGCGCAGACUGAUCUUGGACCCCAAGACGACCCUGCCCGCCUAUGAUCCCACCAAGGUGGAACCCGUGAACAUCACAAAGAAGAAGAUCAUCCGGAAACAGGUGACGGGCAAGACACGCAAGCAAUUCGAAGCCCUGAAGGUCACAGCGUUUGACCUGCUAACCAAUCCGUCUGUGGGGCACAUGACCCAGCAUCUUAACAAACAAUUCCAGGAGUCCUGUGUGAACAAGGUGACCACCACGGUGCCCAACUACGCAGAGAUCGCAGUCGCCUCACCACUAAUAAUGGAUCGACAGGUGAAGGCGCUGGUGGCCGCUCAAAAGAGGAUGGAGCGGAUGAGUCAGAGACCCAAAUGCCGUACGUCGCGCAAGAGCAAGGUGAUCUAGGGUGGACACCUAGAAUCAUCUGGAUGUAUGUCCUUGCCAUUCAGAUUACACAUAGAUGACUUAAAAGGGUGUUCUUUGAUCUCAACUUAUAUUGCACAUGCAUUGUAUGUCCUUGCCAUUCAGAUUAAACAUAGAAGACUUACAAA